GUUUUAAACACACACAUGAGAAUCCAUACAGGAGAGAAGCCUUUCUGUUGUGAUCUAUGUGGACAAAGCUUUAGUCAAAAACCACCUUUAAACAGACACAUGAGAAUCCAUACAGGACAGAAGCCUUUCUGUUGUGAUCUAUGUGGAAAAAGAUUUAGACACAAAUCUAGUUUAAACAAACACAUGAGAAUCCAUACAGGACAGAAGGCUUACUGUUGUGAUCUAUGUGGACAAAGCUUUAGUCGAAAAGGAACGUUAAACAUACACAUGAAAAUCCAUACAGGACAGAAGCCUUUCUGUUGUGAUCUAUGUGGACAAAGCUUUAGUCUAAAAGGAAAUUUAAACAGACACAUGAGAAUCCAUACAGGACAGAAGCCUUUCUGUUGUGAUCUAUGUGAACAAAGCUUUAGUCAAAAAUCAUAUUUAAACACACACAUGAAAAUCCAUACAGGAAGGAAGCCUUUCUGUUGUGAUCUAUGUGGAAAGAGAUUUAGAGACAAAUCUAGUUUAAAGAUACACAUGCAAAUCCAUACAGGACAGAAGCCUUUCUGUUGUGAUCUAUGUGGACAAAGAUUUAGCCACAAAUCAAAUUUAAACUUGCAUAUGAGAAUCCAUACCGGACAGAAGACUUUCUGUUGUGAUCUAUGUGGACAAAGAUUUAGCCACAAAUCAAGUUUAAACACACACAUGAGAAUCCAUACAGGACAGAAGCCUUUCUGUUGUGAUCUAUGUGGUAAAAGAUUUAGACACAAAUCUAGUUUAAACACACACAUGAUAAUCCAUACAGGACAGAAGCCUUUCUAUUGUGAUCUAUGUGGUAAAAGAUUUAGACACAAAUCUAGUUUAAACAUACACAAAAUUGACCAUACAAUGCAUGACAAGGCAAGCUUUUUUGUAUAGCACAUUUCAGUACAUGGACAAUGCAAAGGGCUUUAAAUGAAUAAAUGUAGGAAAAUAAAAGCAGAAACAAAUUGGACUACAAAGAACACUAUCUCUCUGAGCUGAAACACUUUUCAGACUCUGGAUAUAAGAAAUGUUCUAUAAGAAGGAAUGUAAGAAAGGCCAGACAGGAGAGAAGCUUUUCUGUUGUGAUCUAUGUGGAAAAAGAUUUAGCUGCAAAUUAAUGUUAAACAGUCACAUGAAAAUCCAAACAGGACAGAAGCCUUUCUAUUGUGAUCUGUGUGGACAAAGAUUUAACAAAAAAGGAACUUUAAAGACACAAAGGAAAAUCCACACUGGACAGGAGAAUUUUUCUUGUUGGUCUAUGUGGACAAAGAUCUAGCCACAAAUCUAAUUUAAACAGACACAUGAAAAACCAUACCAAGUUUUAUGUAUAGCACAUUUCAGUACAAACACAACGCAAGUGAAACUAAGAGGAAAUAUUAAUGAUUUUAUAAACAAUUGGACUUCAAAUUUAAACUAAUAGCAGUGAUGACCGGCUGAAAGAGUAGAGUUGAAGCGUGGAUAUAAUCCAUCAAUCCACGCGUUAUAGCCACCCACUGUGUCCUGCAUCAUCAGGCACUAGCUUCCAAAGACAUGGACCCAGAUCUUCUGUUCUGAACACAGCUAUCACUGCAGUUAACUUUGUGAAAUCCAGAGCUUUGCAAUCACGGCUUUUAGGUCAACUUUUCCCCAAAUCUGGAUGCUGAACAUGACACUGCUUUAUCACCUGGAGGUGUGAUGGUUGUCUCGUGGGAAAGUGUUGCAGAGUCUUUGAGCUCGUUUACAAGUGGAAGAUGAUCUUAGAGUUUGUCAUCCAUGCCUCCAAGAAUAAACUGUGUGGAGAGAGACAGUCUCAUCCUUCACACUAAUUGUCCAGUGUUUAUUGAUAUCAUUGAUGAGUGACUUGACUGUGUGUAACAAAGCCUAAAGCAGAUAUUCAUAAGAAUGUUUUUGGUUUUCUACCAACAGUUUAAGAUGUUUGUUGUGCUAAAGCUGAACAAUUUAAGAGUCUUUAAUCUGAUAAAUGGACCAAAUAGGAUUCACUGGAUUUUCUUUCAGUCUUCUCAAAACUUAUUUUCUUGGAAGCUUGAAUUUGUUAUAUGUGAAGAAAACAUCCUGUGAAAGUAUACCUUGAAUAAAUGUCUUCUGAAUA
Messenger RNA from Fundulus heteroclitus (mummichog), 2095 nucleotides. Its product is annotated as gastrula zinc finger protein XlCGF8.2DB-like. Gene Ontology annotation, biological process: regulation of transcription by RNA polymerase II. The record is from RefSeq and is a predicted model, not a curated record. The transcript has a single exon. The coding region runs from base 16 to 900 and encodes 294 amino acids. Lineage: Eukaryota; Metazoa; Chordata; Actinopteri; Cyprinodontiformes; Fundulidae. Gene Ontology annotation, molecular function: RNA polymerase II cis-regulatory region sequence-specific DNA binding; DNA-binding transcription factor activity.